Molecule: messenger RNA, 306 nt
Organism: Eremomyces bilateralis CBS 781.70
Lineage: Eukaryota; Fungi; Ascomycota; Dothideomycetes; Eremomycetales; Eremomycetaceae
Exons: 1
Coding region: 1-306 (101 amino acids)
Molecular function (GO): protein binding
Source: RefSeq, a predicted model, not a curated record
AUGGGCAACCUGGCGGGGACGUACCGGAAUCAAGGCCGAUGGAAGGAGGCCGAAGAGCUGAAGGUGCAAGUGAUGGAGACGACAAAGAGGGUGCUUGGCACAGAGCAUCCAUCCACGCUGACUAGCAUGGGCAACCUGGCGGAGACGUACAAAGCGCAGGGUCGGGAUGCAGAGGCUAUCAGUCUACUGAGGGAGUGUGUACGGCUCCAAAGGUGGGUGCUUGGAAGGCCCUGCGGGACGAAGAUGGGAACAUUGAUGAGGGGGUUCUUCAGAUUUGGAGGAACGAGGAUUCUCGGAAGCACCUGA